Messenger RNA from Cordyceps militaris CM01, 1413 nucleotides. Its product is annotated as DNA kinase/phosphatase Pnk1. The transcript has 2 exons. Gene Ontology annotation, molecular function: double-stranded DNA binding; ATP-dependent polydeoxyribonucleotide 5'-hydroxyl-kinase activity; polynucleotide 3'-phosphatase activity. The record is from RefSeq and is a predicted model, not a curated record. Lineage: Eukaryota; Fungi; Ascomycota; Sordariomycetes; Hypocreales; Cordycipitaceae. The coding region runs from base 1 to 1413 and encodes 470 amino acids. Gene Ontology annotation, biological process: DNA repair.
AUGUCGUCACCGCCUGGCGUCGAAAAGCGCAAAGCUACAGCACCCAUCUCACCACCACCAACGAAGCGAUCGCUCCAGAGCGGAACAACCAGUAAGGGCGCACUAGAAAGGGGGAGAAAUUUGGCUAAUCCGAAAUCGGUAGAGAGUGCAAUUUCCAACUUCUUUACACCGACCUCGCAGAAACCAAAAGAUCGAACGUCAUGGUCCGAACGAAAAGACGACCCCGACAAACCAGCAACUCUGCUCGUGGGCAAAUACACGCCAGAAACGGAGAGCAAGGAAACGCAACUACGGCGCAAGAUUGCGGCUUUUGAUUUGGACUCGACAUUGAUCGACACAAGCUCUGGAAGGAAGCAUGCGAAAGACGCUCUGGACUGGCGGUGGUGGGAUGCGCGCGUACCGGGGAAGCUAAAGGAGCUUUACGAGGACGGCUAUCAUGUGGCUAUUCUGUCCAACCAAGGUGGCAUAACGCUUCAUAUCGAUCCAAAGCAAAAAGCGCCUCAGAAACAUACAGCAAAGCGACUGGAAGAGUUCAAAGAGAAGGGAUCCGCGGUACUGCGACACCUCGACUUACCUGUUGCAAUAUACGCGGCUACUGGAAAGGACAAUUUCAGGAAGCCGCGAAGGGGCAUGUGGGACGAGAUCCUCAAGGACAUGGGCCUGGAAGCCAAGGAUGUCGACUUGGAGCAGAGCGUCUUUGUGGGCGAUGCCGGCGGUCGUGUAGCCACGGUGAUGAAUGGUGCGGCGAUUGUCAAAGACUUUAGCUGCUCGGAUCGAAAUCUCGCGCACAAUGUCGGGGUCCCGUUCAAGACACCAGAGGAGUAUUUCCUGGGCCAGGCGCCGCGCAAGUGGGAGCGCGACCUCGACCUGGUGCACUACCCGCUCGGGAGCGAGGAUGCCCCGGCCGCGCUGUUUGAGAAGAAGAAUGAAAAGGAGAUUGUGGUCUUUUGCGGGCGGCCCGGUGCCGGCAAGAGCACUUUUUACUGGACGCAGCUGGAGCCGCUGGGCUACGCGCGUGUCAACCAGGACACGCUCAAGACGAGGGAGAAGUGCCUGCAAGCGGCCAAGGAAUUCCUCGACGACGGGUGCUCGGUGGCAGUGGAUAACACAAACGCGGACGCAGCCACGCGCAAAAUAUGGAUUGACCUGGCGCAGUCGUUCGGAGUGCCGGUCCGGUGCGUCUCGUUCACGACGCCCGCGGCCGUCUGUCGGCACAAUGACGCGCUGCGGUCGCUGAACAAGUCUCUGAACCCGGAGGACAGAGAGGUGCUACCAGAGGUGGCCUUUACCGGGUUCCAGAGCCGGUACAAGCCGCCGCAGGAGAGCGAGGGCUUCCAGGAUGUUACAGAGGUUGAAUUUAGGUUCCGGGGCACCCCGGCAGAGUACCAGAUUUGGGCGCGUUACUGGCUGUGA